This is a messenger RNA of Lacerta agilis (Sand lizard), 1147 nucleotides long. Its product is annotated as disintegrin and metalloproteinase domain-containing protein 20-like. Bases 57 to 734 code for a protein of 225 amino acids. The record is from RefSeq and is a predicted model, not a curated record. Gene Ontology annotation, biological process: male gonad development. Gene Ontology annotation, cellular component: plasma membrane; external side of plasma membrane; sperm head plasma membrane. Lineage: Eukaryota; Metazoa; Chordata; Lepidosauria; Squamata; Lacertidae. The transcript has 2 exons.
CUGUAUAAGAAGCCGGAGUAGAGUAAUUUAGCAGAAAUUUUUGUCUCUUGGUGGAAAUGAUUAGCAAUUCUGCCAGCUUGUUAAUACUGAUACUACGGAAUGCCCUGGUUGAGGCUGCAGGUCAGACACCACCGAAGGGUUAUAGGUAUGCCUCUUAUGAAGUGACCACUCCUAGAAAACUGCCCUAUGGUUAUGGACAACAAGAACCCAGUGAUGUCACCUACCUGCUGCGGAUUGAGGGGCAGGGUCAUGUGGUGCAGCUGAAGAAAAAGAGUAUUGUCCCUAAACAACUCCCUGUCAUCACUUACAGUAAGGAGGGGGACCUCCAGGUGGACUAUCCUUUCAUCAGAGAUGACUGCUUCUACCGUGGCUUUGUACAAGGCAAGCCUUCCUCUUGGGUUACCCUCAGCACUUGUUCAGGGUGGCUCAGGGGUGUGCUGCACUUUGAAAACAACACCUAUGAAAUUGAACCUGUUCAGGUAUCUUCUGCUUCUCAACAUGUGGUGUAUAGGUUGGAAGAAAAGGAUGGAGCUAUCCACAUGAGGUGCGGGUUAACAGAGGAAGAGCAAAGCCAUCAGCUGGCCAUGAUGCAAACCACAAGGAAUAUAUUGACCCACAGUGCUGCUGGUAAAGGCUGGUGGGGACACACUAGAUAUGGACUGAUGCAAUGCUGGAGAAGACUGAGGGCAAGAACCCAUCCAACUGAACACAAGCAGGAAGCAAGUGCACAGUAGAAUACUGAACUGAACAAUGACAGAAUAUAUAAAAAGUGUGAAAGGGAAAUAUGCAGAUAUAUUUGACUGCAAGUCUUUCAUCAGUUCUUAAGAAUUGCUUUUGGAUGUAAUUUGUAUUCCUGUCACAUGAGCAUAUGGAAAUCUUGUGUUUAUCAAUAAGAGAUAGCAAGUGGAGUUCCACAACAAAACAUUUCAACUGAUUGCUGAUGUAUGUGCAUGUCAUCUGACUGCUUGUAGUUGAGGGUGGGUGAGAGCAUAAAAUACAGUAGUCAGUGAUUUAAUCUGGGUCAUGUACAAUGUAUGUUUGAUUUCUUUGAAAGGCAACUGGGUACUUAAUUUGGUCUAGGAGGAGGUCUGAGAGGGCAAUAUAAGUCAUUUAGCUUUUGACAAGCAGUUUAGAGGAGGGUCUGAGG